AUGCGGGUUCAUGUGAUCGUCAUUGCAGAUACUACUACUGAAGCAGCCACAACUACUGCUCCAGAUACUACUACCGAAGCAGACACAACUACUGAUGCAGCCACAACUACUGCAACAGACACUCCUACUGAAGCAGCAACAACUACUGCAGCAGAAACUACUUCUGAAGCAGCCACAACUACUGGUCCAGAUACUACUACUGAAGCAGCCACAACUACUGUUCCAGAUUCUACUACUGCACCAGACACAUCUACUGUUCCAGACACUACUACUGAAGCAGCCAAAACUACUGUUCCCGAUACUACUACUAAAGCAGCCACAACUACAGCAGCAGACACUACUACCGAAGCAGCCACAACUACUGUUCCAGAUACUACUACCGAAGCAGCCACAACUACUGUUCCAGAUACUACUACUGAAGCAGCCACAACUACUGCUCCAGAUACUACUACCGAAGCAGACACAACUACGGAAACUGCCACAACUACUGCAGCAGACACUACUACUGAAACAUCAACAACUACUGCAGCAGACACUACUACUGAAGCAGCCACAACAACUGUUCCAGAUACUACUACUGAAGCAGCCACAACUACUGCAGCAGACACUACUACCGAAGAAGCCACAACUACUGUUCCAGAUACUACUACUGAAGCAGCAACAACUACUGCUCCAGAUACUACUACCGAAGCAGACACAACUACUAAAACAGCCACAACUACUGCAGCAGACACUACUACUAAAGCAGCAACAACUACUGCAGCAGACACUACAGACACUACUACCGAAGAAGCCACAACUACUGUUCCAGAUACUACUACUGAAGCAGCAACAACUACUGCUCCAGAUACUACUACCGAAGCAGAAACAACUACUAAAACAGCCACAACUACUGCAGCAGACACUACUACUGAAGCAGCAACAACUACUGCAGCAGACUGGACCAGACACAACUACUGUACAAACACUACUAUUGAAGCUGCCACAACUAGUGGACCAGACACAACUACUGCACAAGUAACUACAUCUAAAGCAGCCACAACUACUGCAGCAGACACAAUUACUGUUCCAGAUAAUACUACUGCAGCAAACACUACUUCUGAAGCAGCCACAACUUCUGUUCCAGAUAUUACUACUGAAGCAGACACAACUACUGUUCCAGAUACUACUACUCAAGCAACCACAACUACUGCAGCAGACACUACUACCGAAGCAGCCACAACUACUGUUCCAGAUACUACUACUGAAGCAGCCACAACUACGGCUCCAGAAACUACUCCCGAAGCAGACACAACUACUGAAGCAGCCACAACUACUGCAGCAGACACAACUACUGAAGCAGCCACAACUACUGUUCCAGACACAACUACUGAAGCAGCCACAUCUACUGCAACAGACACUACUACUGAAGCAGCCACAACUACUGCAGCAGACACUACUACUGAAACAGCCACAACUACUGCAGCAGACACUACUACUGAAGCAGCCACAACUACUGCAGCAGACACUACUACUGAAGCAGCAACAACUACUGCAGCAGACACUACUACUGAAGCAGCCACAACUACUGUUCCAGAUACUAAUACUGAAACAGCCACAACUACUGCAACAGACACUACUACCAAAGCAGCCACAACUACUGUUCCAGAUACUACUACUGAAGCAGCCACAAGUACGAUUCCAGAUACUACUACCGAAGAAGACACAACUACUGAACCAGCCACAACUACUGCAGCAGACACUACUACUGAAGCAGCCACAACUACUGCAGCAGACACAACUACUGAAGCAGCCAAAACUACUGUUCCAGACACAACUACUGAAGCAGCCACAUCUACUGCAACAGACACUACUACUGAAGCAGCCACAACUACUGCAGCAGACACUACUACUGAAACAGCAACAACUACUGCAGCAGACACUACUACUGAAGCAGCCAAAACUACUGCAGCAGACACUACUACUGAAGUAGCAACAACUACUGCAGCAGACACUACUACUGAAGCAGCCACAACUACUGUUCCAGAUACUAAUACUGAAACAGCCACAACUACUGCAACAGACACUACUACCAAAGCAACCACAACUACAGUUCCUGAUACUACUACUGAAGCAGCCACAAGUACGGCUCCAGAUACUACUACCGAAGCAGACACAACUACUGAACCAGCCACAACUACUGCAGCAGACACUCCUACUGAAGCAACUACUACUGAAGCAGCCACAACUACUGCAGCAGACACUACUACUGAAGCAACAACAACUACUGCAGCAGACACUACUACUGAAGCAGCCACAACAACUGUUCCAGAUACUACUACUAAAGCAGCCACAACUACUGCAGCAGACACUACUACCGAAGAAGCCACAACUACUGUUCCAGAUACUACUUCUGAAGCAGCAACAACUACUGCUCCAGAUACUACUACCGAAGCAGACACAACUACUAAAACAGCCACAACUACUGCAGCAGACACUACUACUGAAGCAGAAACAACUACUGCAGCAGACACUACUAUUGAAGCAGCCACAACUACUGCAGCAGCCACAACUACUGUUCCAGACACAACUACUGAAGCAGCCCCAACUACUGCAGUAGACACUACUACUGAAUCAGCCACAAGUACUGUUCCAGAUACUACUACUGAAGCAGCCACAACUACUGUUCCAGACACAACUACUGAAGCAGCCACAUCUACUACAACAGACACUUCUACUGAAGCCGCCACAACUACUGCAGCAGACACCACUACUGAAGCAGCCACAACUCCUGCAGCAGACACUACUACUGAAGCAGCCACAACUACUGUUCCAGAAACUACUACUGAAGCAGCCACAACUACAGCCACAACUACUGCAGCAGACACUACUACUGAAACAGCCACAACUACUGUAGCAGACACUACUACUGAAGCAGCCACAACUACUGCAGCAGACACUACUACUGAAGCAGCAACAACUACUGCAGCAGACACUACUACUGAAGCAGCCACAACUACUGUUCCAGAUACUAAUACUGAAACAGCCAUAACUACUGCAACAGACACUACUACCAAAGCAGCCACAACUACUGUUCCAGAUACUACUACUGAAGCAGCCACAAGUACGGCUCCAGAUACUACUACCGAAGCAGACACAACUACUGAACCAGCCACAACUACUGCAGCAGACACUACUACUGAAGCAGCCACAACUACUGUUCCAGACACAACUACUGAAGCAGCCACAUCUACUGCAACAGACACUACUACUGAAGCAGCCACAACUACUGCAGCUGACACUACUACUGAAACAGCAACAACUACUGCAGCAGACACUACUACUGAAGCAGCCACAACUACUGCAGCAGACACUACUACUGAAGCAGCAACAACUACUGCAGCAGACACUACUACUGAAGCAGCCACAACUACUGUUCCAGAUACUAAUACUGAAACAGCCACAACUACUGCAACAGACACUACUACCAAAGCAACCACAACUACUGUUCCUGAUACUACUACUGAAGCAGCCACAAGUACGGCUCCAGAUACUACUACCGAAGCAGACACAACUACUGAACCAGCCACAACUACUGCAGCAGACACUACACAACUACUGAAGCAGCCACAACUACUGCAGCAGACACUUCUACUGAAGCAGCUACAACUGCUGUUCCAGAUACUACUACUGAAGCAGCCACAAGAAGCAGCCACAACUACUGUUCCAGAUACUACUACUGCACCAGACACAACUACUGUUCCAGACACUACUACUAAAGCAGCCACAACUAGUGGACCAGACACAACUACUGCACAACAGACACUACUACUGAAACAGCAACAACUCCUGCAGCAGACACUACUACUGAAGCAGCCACAACAACUGUUCCAGAAACUACUACUGAAGCAGCCACAACUAGUGGACAAGACACAACUACUGUACAAGUAA
Mya arenaria is the source of this 3930-nucleotide messenger RNA. RefSeq names its product streptococcal hemagglutinin-like. Lineage: Eukaryota; Metazoa; Mollusca; Bivalvia; Myida; Myidae. The record is from RefSeq and is a predicted model, not a curated record. The transcript is spliced from 10 exons. Bases 1 to 3930 code for a protein of 1309 amino acids.